Cloeon dipterum is the source of this 2116-nucleotide messenger RNA. Its product is annotated as poly [ADP-ribose] polymerase tankyrase-2-like. The record is from RefSeq and is a predicted model, not a curated record. NCBI's taxonomy places the organism in Eukaryota, Metazoa, Arthropoda, Insecta, Ephemeroptera, Baetidae. The coding region runs from base 179 to 700 and encodes 173 amino acids. The transcript has 5 exons. Gene Ontology annotation, molecular function: NAD+ poly-ADP-ribosyltransferase activity.
CAAGCAGCUCCCCAAUCCCCAUGCAGCCAAAGCCCAUCUAACCAUUGAGUUACUCUCAGGUCGUCUGGUAUCCGUGUUUACUUCUGCACCAUACCUUCCUUGCGGAACUUCUGCAUUGAAGUAGUGACUCAAAAUUAAUUAACUUAAUAUUGAGAAAAGCAAAGAACCUUGGUGAACAAUGAGCAAUCAGUGGGUUGAGGGGUACACCCUCGAAGAAGUCGGGACCUCACACAAAGAUUACGGGUGGAUCGUGAGCAAAGUGAAAAAUUCUGGAGGCACGUUCAACAUCAAGAAGGUGUUUCGAAUCAAAAAUAGUUCCACUUGGAACGCCUAUAAGAUGACCCGUGAAACAAUCUUCUAUGAGAUGGGGAGGCAGACAGUGCCUGAGAAAAGGCUCUUCCACGGCUCUCCCUGGGCCAUGCAGAUUGCAGAACAAGGCUUCAAGAUUCAAUAUGCCAGAUCAAAUGGUGCCUGCGGAGCAGGAAUUUAUUUCUCCUCAAAAUCCUCUGAAAGUUAUACGUAUUCCUGCAAAAUAGGGAGCCAAACCAACGUCUAUAUGCUGGUGUGCAAGGUUGCCUUGGGCGUGACUGGUUUUGGAAGCAGAUUACAAGCUGGAACCCACAGCGUCAUUUCUGAUACCAAGCAUGUCAUUUACAAUGAGACACAGGCAUAUCCUAGCUACCUGAUUGAAAUCAGCUAAUACUGAAGACGCUCUCGGGAUUUAAUUAAGGUUGGCCAUUUGUUCCGGCCGUUCCAGCUCUCUUAAUUUGUAAGUUUUUUUAAUAAGACAAAAUUUUGGAACUGUAGAAUGGUUGCGUUGACAGUGCAAUUGUCCCUCUCUUUCUCCUUCAGUUCCGUUCUUACCUAAGCGGCAAAACCUAAUAACAUCAUGCACCAUCUUUACUAAUUUGCGCGGGAGACCUGUUUUACCUGAGAAAGCAAUAUUAUGUGUUUUGGUGUUUGAAUUAAACGCUCUAGUAGAGUCUACACAAAAAGCUAGUUUUUGGUAAUUAAAAAUCCUUUUCCCAUGGUGAGAAAAUGCGUAGCUUUGUAGUGAAAGCUGUGAAUUUUAGACUGAUAUAAUAUACAGAGCAAAAUAAUUACCUGGUUUUAGUAGACGCAAUCAUAUCAUUUGGUCCUGGUAGUGGUAAAAUUACAGCUUAACUUACACUAAUAUGCCUAAUUGAUUUUAUGACAUAUUGAAAUGUUUUAUAUCAGGAAAAUUAUAUAUUGUUUGUAAUUGAGGUUCUAUUUUCUUAUACAAUAUCUUAGGAAAAUAAUUGAUUUUCCAUAAGGAGACACGUAUAUCUACCAAAACUGACGCUUCAUUUAUAUAGUACAAAUUAUUUUAUAUUAGAUAUAACUGAUUUUGCUGAAAAAUGUUGGUGCAUUAAAAAAUCCUUUCGUGUCCCUGUGAUGGUGAAAAAAUACUAAAAAUUUGUUCUUAAAAGAAUUGCAAUAAUUGUAUAGUUGAAUUAUAUCACCCCUCUGAAAAUCAUUAAUUGAAAAAAAAUUAACACUAGCCACACUAGCAAAAAAAAAUAAUUUAUAGCAUGGUUUUAAGAUGCGCAACUAGAUCUACAUAAUCUUAUUUUUAUAUUCAAAGUAAAUUUUUAGACAGUAUUAUAGCAGGAACAAAACGAUUUCUUAGGUGGGUUUCAAACGGUUUGAUACUUCACGAUGCAUGCUCAUUUUGAAGGUACCGUUCCUCUUUCAAGAUUUAGGAAACAAACAACAUAGUCUUAAAUUCACAGUUCCAAACUGUGUUUGACAAUAUCUUAAAAGUGCAUUGGCCAAACACUUCAUUGGUAAAAUUGUUUUACCUAAGGUGUCAUACAAUUUAAAAAAAAAAUGAAAUUCAGGCUCACAAGCAUGCUAUUCAUUACUAAAUGACUUCUCUCUAAAAUGGCCUCAAUUACCAAACAAUAUCAAAAUCAUUAAUCAUUUGCAUUAAAAAUCAAUAUUAUGAAAUGCAAAAUUCAUUAAGUACUUUGUGACUUUUGUCUCCCGCCAUUAAAGUUAAAAUAAAUAUUUACAAUAGACUAAAAAAUGGUAAGAAAUUUUAUGACUGAAUGUGAGCUAGAGCUACAAAUAUUAUAGGCGAUGCAUAGAAAAC